Messenger RNA from Dictyostelium purpureum, 891 nucleotides. RefSeq lists its product as uncharacterized. Bases 1 to 891 code for a protein of 296 amino acids. The transcript has 3 exons. Lineage: Eukaryota; Evosea; Eumycetozoa; Dictyosteliales; Dictyosteliaceae. The record is from RefSeq and is a predicted model, not a curated record.
AUGAUAGGAUUAUUACAACAACAAUAUUUUUUUGUUGUUGUAAUUUUUUUUGUAUUAACAAAUGGCAUACUAGCAAAUAAUAGUAAUGGUAAUAGUAAUAUUGAUAAUAAGAAUAGUUUCAACAUCGUUCCUAUGGAUAGUUUAGGUAGUGAUGAAAGCAAUGUUGUUAAUCAGUUUUAUCCUGUUGAACCAGAGGCCACAUGCAUACCUUUAAUUGUAGAAAAUAACGUUUGUUCGAAAUAUUUAAAUUAUGAUAAAAUUUACACAUCAUACACGCAGCAGAGUCAGCUAUCAGCAAUUAUAACAGCUACAUCAUUCUUUAAUGAAAUCACUCAGUAUGGUAACGCUGAAUGUAAUCAAGAAAUGGUUUUUAAAGCUAUUUGUACAUAUUUAUUUCCCCAAUGUCUAACAUAUAUAGAAGAGAAAAAAUUCAAAGAAUAUAAUUUAGCCAUUAGAACAUGUUAUGAUGAAUGCUAUCAAUCAAUUCAGUGGUGUUCUUAUAGUUAUAAAUUCGACUGCAAUCAAAAUUUAAAUGGAUACAGUGUCCCACUUUUCCCACAAAAUUCAACAGUAUACAAUUUUGAACCCAAUGGAUAUCAGAAUGUAGAACUCGAAUGCACAAAUCCAUUCACCUCAACAUCUUCAUCCAAUGAUAAUGGCAAUGGCACAUCAUCGGACAAUAAACCAACACCAAUUCCAGAAUUACCAAAUCACUCUGCAUUAGUAGUAUACAAUUUCAAUAGAGGGAAACUAACUAAAAAGAAACUAAAAAGCCUCAGCUAUAAUGAUGACGAAGAAGAUCACAUAAUAUAUCCCAAUGGUAAUAACAACUUCAAUAUCCCACCAGGAAACUCCAUUGUCAAUGAAUACACACCAUUAAUGGAUCAUUAA